Molecule: messenger RNA, 2073 nt
Organism: Cydia fagiglandana
Lineage: Eukaryota; Metazoa; Arthropoda; Insecta; Lepidoptera; Tortricidae
Product: E3 ubiquitin-protein ligase MARCHF5
Exons: 4
Coding region: 242-1225 (327 amino acids)
Biological process (GO): protein polyubiquitination; regulation of mitochondrial fission
Cellular component (GO): mitochondrial outer membrane
Molecular function (GO): ubiquitin protein ligase activity; zinc ion binding
Source: RefSeq, a predicted model, not a curated record
UUGCUUUGCGUUCGGCUGACAUUCACUGACGUUGUUGAAAUCUACAAUCCAACUCGUGCAAAGGACAUUUCCUUCCGUCAGACGUUUGACAAAAAUAUUUUUAUCGUUCCAUGGGAAAAUAUUGCAGUUUGUUUCGUCAUACAGUGUCUCAAAUCUCAAUCGCUUGUAUCUCGCGGCGCAGUAAACUCGGUUUUUAGUUAACUAAAUUGUUCGCUUGUUUAUUUCUAAAGACGCAUUAACAAUGUCUGUAGAGGAGAAAUCUGGUUCCGAUGCGCGUAGUGGUAGUGCGAAUUCGUUGGUUGUACACGGGGAUGAUGAGAACGCGAAGACUUGUUGGGUGUGCUUUGCGACGGAGGCGGACGAUCGGCUGGCGGCGUGGGUGCAACCUUGCAAGUGCAAAGGAACUACGAAAUGGGUCCAUCAGAGCUGCCUCCAGCGGUGGGUUGACGAGAAACAGCGCGGCAACAUUACCAGAAAAGUCCUCUGUCCUCAGUGCAAAGCGGAGUACAUCGUAGUUUUCCCUUCAAUGGGGGCGUUUGUGGCACUAUUAGACGCUAUGGAGGAGAUCACACACAAGAUCUGUCCCUUUAUAGCGGGAGGAGUGUUGCUUGGAUCGAUAUAUUGGAUCGCUAUCACUUAUGGAGCCGUCACUGUUAUGCAGGUGGUCGGCCACCGCGAGGGUCUGGAGAUGAUGGAGUCUGCCGACCCCCUAGUUCUGCUGGUGCUGCUGCCGACGAUACCGGUGACGCUCAUCAGCGCCAAGAUGUACAACUGGGAGGACUCCGUCCUGUUGUUCUUGAGGAAGUACUGCGCGAAGAUACCGGCCCUGUCUUACAUACUACCGUUUGGAAACGUGGAAGGCGAUCGAGGCGCCAUCGUCUCCGGGCCGUCAAACCCCGCCAACGCAAACUCCGGCUCCCAUCUCUCGCCCACAAGAAUAUUCUGCUCCGCGCUACUCCUGCCCACCAUCUCCACGAUCAUAGGCAAAAUCUUCUUCCGCUCCAUACAAAACAACCUCCACAGAACUAUACUAGGAGGCCUCACAUACAUAACUAUCAAAGGGGCGCUCAAGAUCUACCACAAACAAAUGCUGUACAUCAGACAUUCGAGCCGGAAAAUUCUAGAUUAUACCGAAACGAAUUUGAAGCUGUAUAGAACGCUUACAGCGGCUCCUAGUGGAGACACGGUCGCCAGUUCGAGAGACGAAUCGGAGCAGGUUGUAUAAACAUUACUUUGUACGUGUUGACGUAUCUAAGGUACAUGAAUAUUGUAUCAGUUUUGAAAUCGAUACCUGUUUUUAUAUGGUUUUAGAUCUCGAUACGGGUGACCGUAUUUGAAGGUGCGUAGACUAUUUGUAUAGCGGACGUUAUCUUAGUAUAAUCGUAAUUGAAGAGUUAUGUUCUGUUGAAGUAGACUAUUAAACGUCCUUAUAGAAUGUAGCGUAUGAGUAACAACAGGUCCUUUUAAUACUAACUAUUUAGACAGAGAUGGUGUUAUCCAUGAUAAACUAGUAAGCGCUAGAUCUUCUAUUGAUAAUUCUAAGACUAGAUUAUCAGAAGUGUCUUGAACACAUGUUUUUGUUUUUUUAAACUUAAAUUCUUGUAUCGAUUUGAAAUGUAUUUAACACGAAGGGUUAGUAACUUAACUAACCAAUGGACUGACUUUAAGUUUGUUACAAACUUAUGAACUCAUAAUAACUAACGUGUUUGUUAUUAUCAUUUUGACGGCUAUGGAUUUUUUUAUUGUAAUUUUCUCAAAAUGGAUUUAACCUAAAAUGAUAGGUUAUUGAGAAUAAUAGUUUAGUUUAACCCUUUGACCGCCGUGCGCGUCAUCGAGAAACUUGUCGGAAUACACGAAGGUUCAUAUUGGACAGUAGCCGCGCGCGUCAAUUGACGUCUUUAGCGAUGAUAGGGUUAAAGUCAUGAUCAUAAAGGGUUAAUAGUUGGUGCAUAUAAAUUUGAGAGAAAGUGUCUGAAUAACGUGGCAUUUUUUAAAUUGUUUAGGCUAAUACAGUCAGCGGCAGAAGUUGCUAAGCGCGCGAGGUGUUCAAAAUUACCUUAACAUGCUCUUAUU